Molecule: messenger RNA, 5424 nt
Organism: Artibeus jamaicensis (Jamaican fruit-eating bat)
Lineage: Eukaryota; Metazoa; Chordata; Mammalia; Chiroptera; Phyllostomidae
Gene: PLB1
Product: phospholipase B1
Exons: 58
Coding region: 18-4394 (1458 amino acids)
Biological process (GO): phospholipid metabolic process
Cellular component (GO): brush border membrane
Molecular function (GO): phosphatidylcholine lysophospholipase A1 activity; A2-type glycerophospholipase activity; retinyl-palmitate esterase activity
Source: RefSeq, a predicted model, not a curated record
ACCUGCAGGAUUUGAGCAUGAAGCUGCAGCUGCACAUUUUCCUCCUGGGGCUGCUGCCACUGCUCCUGGGGCAACAAGAGAGCAUCCAGGCCCAUACCUCUCCUGGAGAGAAUACACUGGAAGAGCAGCUGUGUCCAGAGAACCAGAAUUUUCAGUUCCUGUGCGACCUGAAGAAGUCAGGCUCCGACGCGCCUUCUAAGUCGGUCCACUCCCUGAGACCUUCUGAUAUCAAAUUCAUGGCAGGCAUUGGCGAUGUGGAAACUAGACCAGACCCGGGGACAGCCGAUGCAGAGAAGCCGCCAAGGACUCAAACUGGGCCGCAGCAGGCGUGCAUGGGAGUGGUGACAGUCCUUUCAGACAUCAUCAGACACUUCAAUACAUCUGUUCUGAGGCCUGUGUGCCCCCUGGGGGAGAGAGAGGUGCCCCACAGUGGUGCUGAAGACUUGUGGACUCAGGCAAAAGAACUGGUGAAGAGCAUGCAAGAGAACCAGCAACUUGACUUCCAAAAUGACUGGAAACUCAUCAAUGUGUUCUUCACUAACACAAACCAGUGUCACCUGUGUCUCUUCACCCAACAGCAGAGCAACGUGACAGGGGCCAUGGACAAGCUGACCGCAACGCUGGACUACCUGCUGCAGGAGGUCCCUAAAGCAUUUGUGAACCUGGUGGACCUCUCGGAGGUUGUGGGCGUCUCUCCCUGGCGUCAGGGGACCCAGCUCAGCCCUGCAGCAGAGCCCUGUACAUGCUCAGGAGACACCUCGAAGCUGUCCAAGCUUGUGGCACAGUGGGCCUACCAGGAAAGCUGGGAGCAUCUGCUGGCCUCCAGCAAGUACAACGAGCAGGAGUCCUUCGCGGUGGUGUUCCAGCCCUUCUUCUACGAGACAGCCCUGUCUCCACUCUCGGAGGAGUGGCCACUCCAGGAUGCCACCACACUCGCCUUGAAUCUCUGGAACAGCAUGAUGCAGCCAGCAGGACAGAAAGAUGAGCCAUUCCACGCAAAUGAGAGAAGGCUGAUGAAAUGUCCCUCUCAGGAAAACCCCUAUCUGUUCACCUACAGAAACAGCAACUACCUGCCCACGCUGACGAAUCUCCGUGAGAAGUCAGAGGUGAGAGACGGAACGGAAAUCAGGUGCCGUGACAAGGAUCCCUCCGACACCAUUCCCACCUCAGUUCACAGGCUGAAGGCCGCAGACAUCAAGGUGAUCGGCGCCCUGGGGGACUCUCUCACGGCAGGCAAUGGGGCCGGGUCCAAGCCUGGGGACAUCUUGGACGUCUACACUCAGUAUCGAGGUCUGUCCUGGAGCGUCGGCGGAGAUGGGAACCUCAGCACCACCACCACCCUGGCCAACAUCCUCCGGGAAUUCAACCCUUCCCUUAAGGGCUUCUCUGUCGGCACCGGGAAGGAAAGCAGUCCCGGAGCCUUCCUGAACCAGGCUGUGGCGGGAAACGUGGCUGGGCAUUUACCUCUUCAGGCCAGGAGGCUGAUAGAUCUGAUGAAAAAUAGCACUCUGAAGAUAAAUUUUCAAGAAGACUGGAAGAUAAUAACCAUGUUUAUAGGAGGCAAUGACCUCUGUGAUUUCUGCAAGGACCCGGCCCACUAUUCUCCCCAGAACUUCACGGACAACAUUCGGAAGGCCCUGGACAUCCUGCACGCUGAGGUUCCCCGGGCGUUUGUGAACCUGGUAAAGGUGUUGGAGAUCAUCAACCUGAGGGAGCUGUACAAUGAGAAGAAAGUCAGCUGCCCAAGGCUGAUCCUCAGGAAUCUGUGUCCCUGCGUCCUGAGGUCGGAGGAAAACUCAACGGAGCUUGCCGCCCUCAUCGAAGUGAAUAAGAAGUAUCAGGAGGCGACUCACCAGCUGGUUGAGAGUGGGCGAUAUGACACGAGGGAAGAUUUUACGGUGGUCGUGCAGCCGUUCUUUGAAAAAGUGGACAUGCCGAAGACCUCAGAGGGGUUGCCCGACAGCUCUUUCUUUGCUCCCGACUGUUUCCACUUCAGCAGAAAGUCCCACGCCCACGCAGCCAGCGGUCUCUGGACCAAUAUGCUGGAGCCCGUUGGCCAGAAGACAACACGCCAUGAUUUUGAAAGCGAGAUCGAUAUCGUGUGUCCAAACGAGGACUGGCCAUUCCUGAGGACCUACAAGAACAGUGUCCAGGGUCAUGGGAGCCACCUGCUAUGCCAGGACAGAGCCCCUUCUGCCUCACCGCCCACCUCAGUGCACUCCCUGAGACCUGCAGACAUCCAGGUCGUGGCUGCUCUGGGGGACUCUCUGAUCGCUGGCAAUGGAAUUGGCUCCAAACCAGGCGACCUUGCUGAUGUCACCACUCAGUAUCGGGGGCUGUCAUAUAGUGCAGGAGGAGACGGCUCCCUGGAGACCGUGACCACCUUACCGAAUAUCCUUCGGAAGUUUAACAGCUAUCUCACAGGCUACGCACUGGGCACCGGUAGUGCCAACAGCACAAAUGCGUCCCUCAAUCAGGCUGUUCCUGGAGCAAAGGCUGAGGAACUUGCAGGCCAAGUCCAGACUCUGGUACAGAGGAUGAAAGAUGACCAGGGAGUAAAUUUCCACGAGGACUGGAAGGUCAUCACGGUGCAGAUUGGAGGCAGUGACUUAUGUGACUACUGCACAGAUUCGAAUCUCUAUUCUGCAGCCAACUUUUUUGCCCAUCUCCGCAAUGCCCUGGACAUCCUGCAUAGAGAGGUGCCCAGAGCCCUGGUCAACCUUGUGGACUUCAUGAGCCCCAGUGUCAUGCGGCAGGUGUUCCUGGGGAGCCCAGACAAGUGCCCGGUGCAGCAGGCCAGUGUCUUCUGUAACUGUGUGCUGACCCCUCGGGAGAACUCCCAAGAGCUGGCCAGAUUGGAGGCCAUCACCAGAGCCUACCAGAGCAGCCUGCGCGAGCUGGUGGAGUCAGGCCGCUACGACACGCGGGAGGACUUCUCCGUGGUGCUGCAGCCCUUCUUCCACAACAUCCGUCUCCCCCUCCUGGAGGAUGGGCGCCCAGAUACGUCUCUCUUCGCCCCGGACUGCAUCCACCCCGGUCAGAAAUUCCACUCCCAGCUCGCCAGAGCCCUUUGGGUCAAUAUGCUUGAACCACUAGGAAAGAAAACUGAUACCCUGGACCUGACAGCAGAUGUAGCCCUCUCCUGCCCCACUCAGAACGAGCCUUUCCUGCGAACGCUCCGGAACAGUAACUAUACUUAUCCCACCAAGCCAACCAUUGAGAACUGGGGCAGUGACUUCCUGUGUACGGGAUGGAGCCCUUCCAGCAGUGUUCCCGCCUCGGUCCACAAGCUCCGACCUGCAGACAUCAAAGUGGUGGCCGCCCUGGGUGAUGCGCUGACGACGGCAGUGGGAGCCCGCCCCAGCAACUCCAGUGACCUGCUCGUGUCCUGGCGGGGGCUGUCCUGGAGCGUUGGAGGGGACGAGGCCUUGGAGACCCACACCACACUGCCCAAUAUUCUGAAGAAGUUCAAUCCUCAAAUAUUCGGGUUCUCCACCGGUACACAAGAGGAGACGGCGGGACUGAAUGUGGCUAUGGAAGGGGCCAGAGCUCGGGACAUGCCAGCCCAGGCCCGGGACCUGGUGGAGCGAAUGAAGAACAGCUCUGAAAUCAACCUGGAGGAAGACUGGAAGCUGAUCACACUCUUCAUUGGGGGCAACGACUUGUGUCAUUACUGCGAGAACCCGGAGGCCUACUCGGCCGGGGAGUACGUUCGGCACAUCCAGCAGGCCCUGGACAUCCUCUACGAGCUUCCCAGAGCUUUCGUCAAUGUGGUGCAGGUCAUGGAGCUGGCUGGCCUGGACCAGGGCCAGGACGGGAAAUGCGACACGCCAUUGGCAGCUCAGAGCAAUUGCACUUGCUUCAGACGCUCCCAGGAGAACAUGUUGGAGAUGCAAGAAUUGAAGCAAGUGAACUGGAACUUUCAGAGUGGCAUCUCCUGGUUCUCCUACUGGCACCAGUACCGGCAGCGUGAGGACUUCACGGUGGUCGUGCAGCCUUUCCUCCAAAACACCCUCGUCCCCCUGAACGAGAGAGGAGGAGCUGACCUCACCUUCUUCUCUGAAGACUGUUUACACUUCUCGGAACGUGGCCACGCCGAGAUGGCCAUCGCACUGUGGAACAACAUGCUGGAACCAGUGGGCCAUAAGACGACCUCCAACAACUUCACUUACAGCCGAACCAAACUCAAGUGUCCCUCCCCUGAGCGCCCUUACCUCCACACCCUGAGGAACAGCCGGCUGCCCCAAGACCAGGCUGCAGCUGACCCUGCGGUGCUCUCCUGGGUUGUACCAGUGGCGGCAGCAGGAGGGGGCCUUGUUGUCGGCGUCGGCACAGUGAUGGCCUGGAGAGCCGUGAGAAGGUGCUGGAGGGAACAUCUUUCAACGAGCUGCUAGGCCCGCCAGCGCUAUGGGGGCUGCUCACCCAAGGUGCCCCCGCCACACCAUUUCUCACCAGCCCUCUUCUACCUCAGCCACUCCCGGCCACCACAGAGAGCCUGGCUUCAACACCUGGUGACGCAGGACCCCGAGAGGACCACCGCAACUCAUUGAAGCCCGGGGCCUACGCUCCUAGAAUUGGCAAAUUUAAAUAACGGCCAAAGCCCUUCCUUCCUUGGGUUAACUUGCUCGAAGCUCUCGCCCUCCACCUGCUCAGGGAGGCAGUCGUGGGAGCUGCCCAAGUGUCAGCCGACCAGAGCCUGGCCAGUCCCUGCCCGGAUCCAGCCCAGCACCAGAGGGACAGCUCCUCAGUCGCCAAACCCACUAUUUCAAAACAGGGACAAUAUUGGUCACCAGGUGGUGGCUGAAGCUUGGGAGCUGGCAGGCCACCAUCCGGUACACUCCAACACACACCUGUCACACACCUGUUUUGUGUCCAGGACAACACAGACACUGCAGUUCCUCUGAGGCUGCGAGGUACCUGACCAAGAAGACAACCCCCUUCGACAGACAAGAAACUUGGUGACUGUGUGAAAUCCAGCCGUGGGACGUGGAUGGGUGAAGGUGUCCGAUUGCUCUCAGACUGGGAGCGGCUGGUUCCGGGGACAAGUUCCCCGUGAGAGGACAUUUCUGAAAUGUCAUUUUUAAAAAGCAAGAGGACUGGAACAUGCAUAAUUCACAUAUCCUCAACCCGAUUUCCUCAAGGAGCUAAGUUUAGGAAAGACUUCCUCCUUCCACAUUACCAGGUUGCUGAGGGAGAGCUGGAGUGUCUCAAGAUCCAGGCCCCCGCUAGGAGCGAGGCCCUGAGCUGGAUGGGCGUCUCGCCAGACCGGUCCUUUCGUCCUGCACAGAAUCCCAGGGAGUGGAGAGGGAAAGAGUUUUGAAAGUGUAAGUGGUGGUUGUGCGGCAUUGUGAAUGUUCUAGAUGGCACUGCCUUUUCGCUUUAAAAUGGCUGAUUGUAAGUCCUGUGAAUUUCACCUCAAUAAAA